CAGUGGCUACUGGCUUGUAGAUAAAAAAUCGCGUCGACUCGUUGAUGUCGGUUGUUCAUACGUUGUGGACGCAUUAUUUGUUUGAUGUUUGUAUUUCUGUGUUUAUCAGAAAAUUUGAAACGUUUUUCAUAUUUGGAUAAUGUUCCAUCAAAACUAUACGUGUUUGAUAUUAUCUGUGCUAGUGAAAUUUGAUUAGUAGUGAACAGUGCAACAGGCAAUAAAACACUUGUAAACAGAAGGUACCUUGGUCAAUUCAAGAUGCCUACAGAUUCUGAAUGUGAAUGCAGCUUAGUGUCGAAAGAGUGGUUAUUAUCAAAGCUGAGAUCAGACGAGAGGGACACAAUAUUAAUAGAUUGUCGAGGAUCAAAUGAUUACGCUGUGUCUCAUAUACGGUCGGCCGUAAAUUUUUCAAUACCCAGUAUAAUGCUUCGAAGAUUAGCUGCAGGCAAAAUUGAACUGGCUUCCACGGUCCAGUGUAAAGAAUUGAAGGCUCGCAUUGGUCAUUGCCGCGUCAGAGGCACAUUCGUGUUAUAUGGUGAUGGAGCUCCUCGUGAUCCCGAUUCUGUUCAUGGGAUCCUGCUAAAGCGGCUCAAACAAGAUGGCGUGCAGGUGGUCUGCCUCGAAGGUGACUUCGCAGAGUUUCGUCGUUCAUACCCCGAGUGGUGCAGCGAAGCAGGCGCUCAGCAUUUACCACAUCUGCCGCUCAUGGGACUGAGGUCUCUUCGUAUCUCGGGGUCAGGGAGCGACGACCCGCUGUCGUCGGGUUCGUCGUCGGAGUGUGAGGACACGCACACCCAGGCGCAUCAGGAGUUCCCCGUCGAGAUCCUGCCCAACCUGUACCUGGGGAACUCAACCAACAGCGAGGACUGCGAGGCGCUCGCCAGGCAUAACAUAAAGUACGUGCUGAACGUGACACCAGAUCUGCCCAACACGUUCGAGGCUGAAGGCUGCGGCAUCAACUACCUCAAGAUUCCAAUCGCUGACCACUGGAGCCAGAACCUCUCCGUGCACUUUCCGCAGGCCAUACGGUUUAUCGAGGAAGCCAUGUCGGCGGGAUGCGGCGUGCUGGUUCACUGCGUGGCUGGCGUGUCCCGCUCCGUGACCGUGACGCUGGCCUACCUGAUGCAGCGCCACCGGCUGUCGCUGCGGGACGCCUUCGAGCUGGUGCGCUCGCGGAAGACUGACAUCGCGCCCAACUUCCACUUCAUGCGGCAGCUGCACUCGUUCGAGCAAGACCUGGGCCUCCACGAACGCAGCGCCCCACUGAGUAAGGUGCUGGAGGAGCUGGGCGUGCGUGAGGUGACGGCGGCCGAGCAGUGCGGGUGCGCCGCCCCCGGGGGCGUGUCACCCGACUCCGGCAUCGAGUUCGACCGCUGGAGCGCCGCGCGGGACACGCCGCAGUGACCAGCCACCGCGCCGGAACACUGACGUGACGAACGUGACGUCAUACCCGCUCCGUGCGGUCCAAAUAUAAUAAUAAUAACCUAUCAUAGAGCCGGAAAACCAAUGACCCGCAGUGACGUCACGCUCCCCGGCCUUGAAGUAUGCACGCCUGGUACCUAACUCUGCCUAGUUCGUAAGCGCCUAGUGCUGGUACACUAGUUAAACGUAAUCUCUAGAUAAUAUGCGCUCAGUUUUUCUAAAGCACUUAGACGGUACUGACCGCUCCGUAUGUACACGAUAGAAUUAGUGCUUCGACAGUCAACCAAAGCCGCGUAACAAUAGUGUUAACCUUAAUCUCAUUAAUCCUAUUUUUUGGUGCUGGCACACUAAUGAUUUCACGCGAACAUUCAUCAAAAUUGCCUUUUGCAAAUAUUAUGAAAGUUAACUGAACUUGGUUUACAAAUGAUUGGUUUACCUAUUUGCAAAUAUUUUUCGUUAGUUAUACACAAACAGUAUUUAACUAAUUAUUUAUAACACGUCGGACAGACCCGAAAUUGUAACUGACAUAUUUAGAUGACGUUAUAUAUUUCAAUACAUAACAUUAUUUCAUAGCAUAUAUAGCUAUGGUUAAGGUAUCUGUCCAAUAAGGCUCACAGACAUACACUACAUUCAUCUUAGUAAGUGUAUAUACUGUUUACUUAGUGUAAUAAUUAUGUUGCUAUCUCUAUUUGAGUUUCUCUAGUAUUGCAAACUUUGACGAUGUAAUGUCCACAAAUAAAAAUUGAAAACAAAAUUUUAUGAACGAUUCGGUACUCGAACCCACGACCUCUAGCGUUCCGUGCGAGUGCUCUUCGAGGUUAAGCUAACCUGAGAGUUGAACAAAGCAUACAAGAUUUUAUGACGAUACGUCACUCGAACGGUUGGCUCAAUUGCAAGAGCAUUCGCACGGAACGCGAGAGGUCGUGAGUUCGAGUCCCGCAUCGUUCAUAAAAUUUUAUUUUAAAGUUUUAUUUGUGUAUUAAUUCUACAAGUGAAGGUUAUCACUUUAAAAACAUAACAAAUUGAUAGUAAUAUCUUAAUAUGAUCAGGAUCCCCGCACGAUUUGUUCGUCUUAUAUAAUAUUAAUAUAGAAACCAUUGAAAUAGCGGACGAGAAAAUUUUGAAAGCCCGCACCGCGACUAGUACAAAGACACGUGAUUUGAUACGAAAGUACAACAUUAUACAUUUUAAGAAUUGUUCAUUCAAUGUCGGUUGGUUGUAGUUUAAGAGCACGCCCCGUAUAUAAACACCAGCACGAGCUUCGAUAGAUUUACAAAAUUACAAUUUUUUUUUGCCCCAUACGUUAACUAUUAGUCUCUAUCGUGAUUUACGUUUGUUUAUAUUGUCGUCAAAUAAACUCAAGUUUUUAUUAUUUAUUUAUAAUAUAAUAGGAGCUUUACUUACAUAACGAAAUUUAUUUUCUGAAAAACCUAAAGGAGAUCUUGAAGGCUCGUAAAUUAUUAAAUAUUGUUUAUAAAUAAUCUUGUUUGAUAAUGUGUUUUGGUUUUGAACUGAUGGCCUCGUUUAAAUAAAUAAUAAUUAUAAUUGGCUUUGAAUAAUAACCUUUUUUCAGAUUGAGUUUGUUCAAGUGUUGUAUGUGCUAUCAAGGCUCGUAGUUGGAGAAUAGAAUAUACAGGUUCCGUAUUCAGUGUUGGCAUAAUAUCCACAGAUGUAUCAAUUAGUUUUUAAAUUCAAAAGUUUGUUAUUUUAUGGUUUUGCUACAAGCUUAUAACGGAAAUAUUCAAGUGUAUAGACAAUAAAUAAAAUAAAAACUAAAAUAUUUAUGGUUCAUCAGAUAAUUUAGUUUCUGAGCUGAUUUAAAUUAUGGUAUAGUUGGUGGAAUCGAUUGGCGAGACCUCAUAAGUAAUCCUUCGUACGUCUGCUCUAAAUAUAGUGUAAGUGUUGCAUAGUUAAUGAUCAAAAUACAUCAGUGUCUUUAUGAUAAUCAGUGAAUACGGAACUGUGUAACUGGCAAUCUCGUUGUAGCACCUUCAUAUGUGGAGGCUUGAUAUCAUAUUGUUAUUGUUGGACGAAAACUCGGCCUUCGUUCAUAAUGCGUUAUAACAUACAAUUUUGCUGUUAUUUACUAAGUAAAAGAAUUAAAUACACGUCGAAUUACCUCCCAUUACACGUCUGUAACAUACAAUAUAUUUUAUGAAUUGUGUAAAUCAUAGUUACGCGUUAGAAGUAUUCAACGAAGGCCGAGUGGUCGCCGCAAGUAAGGGUAGUUGUAACAAUAAGUCAAUUUUUAUAUGUUGAAUAUACUCGAUGUGCUGUACUUGGUACGUGACAUGCAUUCCCGAAUCCCGAAUAUUCUUCCAGUUAGCAUUUUGUGUUCAUUGCAAGUUGUAUGGUCGGUUGUAUUGAAUGUUUCAAUGUUGGCCGCCACAGGGAUCCUCAAACUGAAAUGAUUUUUGACAGAAGUAGAUCCCGCUUUAUGCAAACGUCCGCUGAUGUAGAUACAAUAAAACUAUAAGGCUGCAUUUGACCGACGGUCAUCGCCGACGUCGGUCAAACGUACUUAUAACAAUGACUACGUCGCGCUCUCGAGAAUCGUCGGCCGAGUUCGUCAGUCCGCUGACGCGCUGGCGAUAAAUUAGUGCAUUCAGUGCGCCGCUGACCGAGCGACCGACCGUUUAAAACAUUCUUAUCAAAAAUCGUAAACCAAAAUUCGUGUUCUGGCAAUUUUGAAUAUAUCGUAUAAACUUGUCCUUCAAUUUGACGCUCUAUAAUAAUUGGAUAGCCAUGAUAUCUUCUCUGUCUUUUAUUCCGUAAUAAUUGUUUGUGUAAGUAGCAUGCACUAUGUGCGUACUACUUACAUACUUAAUAGGUUAAAAAUAGAUUCAUUUAACGUAAAAUCAUUCGCUCUAUGACACUUUUAGCAGCAACUGUGAUUCUAAGUACUACUGUGACUAGACCUCAUUACAAAAUUAUUUUGCCCAGCCCAUAUAAACGAAAUGGUAUGUAAUGAAAAAUAAUUUGGUGAGUCGGACAAAAUGAUACGCUAGUUUUACGCUAUGGAAUACUUCUGUCAACAAUCAUAUUAGUAUCUGUGGACUGCGAUCGAUCUGUCCCCGCCGACAUUUGGAAUUUAUUUAUGUUCAUGUUCGUAUGUAGGAACAGAGCAUUUCUAAGAAUUCUUCCAUUGUUAUUGAGUGUUGAUAUGUGAAUGAAUGUUGAAAUAUAAUAUUUAUAUUUAUACUUCUAUAUGUUAUUAAUAUAAAUUAGUAAUGAAACAGUGUUUGUUCUCUAUGGCCAUUAGUGACCUCUGGUAAAAAUACUUUGUCCUAUAAAAAUAAUAACUAAAUACAUAUUGUUUUCCUUCAGAUUAUAUUUAUAAAGAUUUUAUUAAAUUACUAUUUAUUUUUCUAUCGAUGUUCUCAUCUCUCAAAUAACAGUGCCACUGUGUUAUAUAACAUUUAUUGUAAACUUAUAAUAAGAUUUAGUUAAAACUAUAGUUUGUUGCUAGUAAAUGUGUAUUUUUAUAUGAAUUGUAACUUAGUGUGUAUGAGUACCUAAUGUGUUGAAGCCAGUGUAAUUUAACGAAGGUAGGUAUAAUUAUUAUUUUGUAUAGUCCAUGUAUUGUUCAAUUAGCAUUUAUUGUUCGUUUACUCGCUGGUAAUAAUUAUAUUUGAUAUAUACAAUCAUUGUCACCGUGUAAAUAGAUCGAGCUUUAAAAUAAGUGAAUAGAAUGUAGUGAGUUACGAAUUGUACAUUUGUUGGUAGCGUCACUUGAGAUUCAGCUUCUACGAGCUCGGGUUCAGAGUGAAGGUUCCUGUGUUCCAGUCGUUAUAACCUUUACUGUUUUGUUUCAAUAUGCACCACGUUAUGAAGAACCUGAUUCCAUUUAGGUCGUGUUUGAGAUAAAUUAUGUUCCAAUAUUUAUAUUUGCUUGUCCCAACUUACUGGUGACAAGUAAAUAUUGGUUUGAAUAACUUUAAACGCUCUCUCUCAAACCAUGUUAAGCCACAUUAUAUACUCAGAACGUAUUCUUGCACAAAGCGAGCCGGCCGCGGCUUCGAUCACAGAUCAUGUUACUUUAGUACCUGUGAACAUUUAUAAUACUUUGUUUAUUACGUAAUUCGUUGUAUAAAUAAUGUUAAUUGAUUAAUUGAUAACGUUUUAGAUAUCUUUUUAGUGCUUUUUUCUACGGUGCAAAAAAUUACAACUUGAUCUUCGAUCCCGUUGCUGUUAUAGACGUGCCAAUGUUCGUGUCGUGCGGCGCUCGAGCACCGCGCCCCGCCAUCAGGCACUUGUCAUUAUUAACUAACCCUUGAAACAAAAUAUAAACACUGUUAAAUUAUAUA
Messenger RNA from Leptidea sinapis, 5729 nucleotides. RefSeq names its product dual specificity protein phosphatase Mpk3-like. NCBI's taxonomy places the organism in Eukaryota, Metazoa, Arthropoda, Insecta, Lepidoptera, Pieridae. The coding region runs from base 259 to 1404 and encodes 381 amino acids. Gene Ontology annotation, biological process: negative regulation of MAPK cascade; protein dephosphorylation. Gene Ontology annotation, molecular function: protein tyrosine/threonine phosphatase activity; MAP kinase tyrosine/serine/threonine phosphatase activity. Gene Ontology annotation, cellular component: cytoplasm; cytosol. The transcript has 6 exons. The record is from RefSeq and is a predicted model, not a curated record.